Messenger RNA from Paramecium sonneborni, 372 nucleotides. Lineage: Eukaryota; Ciliophora; Oligohymenophorea; Peniculida; Parameciidae. The record is from the annotation of a GenBank genome assembly.
AUGAAUAGUUAUAUUUAAAUAUCUUGCUAAUAAAAUUUUUCAACAUAAUUUAAAAACUACAAAAACCAUAAAAUUCAAAAUGAAAUUGGUAUUGGAUUAUGUGAUGGGAGAUAUCAUAAAAAAUAAGGGUUCUAUUUUAAAAUGUAAUAGAGGACACUUUUUGAUUUUCAGGAUUGGGUUGAAAUAUUUGCAUUAAUGACACAUGUUGGAUUAUUGUUAUUUAAAUAAGCUGGAGCUAUGCAUCCAAUUCUGUUAAUUCCAUGUGGAGAUGCAAUAAUAAUAAAAAAUCCAUUAAAAUGCAAUCCAAAUUGUCUGAAGAUAAAAUAUCGCGAUCAUGAAUACGUUUUUAAUAUAACUUCAUAAGUAUUAUGA